AUGGAUAUUGCAGGUCUUAGCUUGAGAAGCUACGCCGCAUACGCCCGGCCCCAACAAGAAGAAAGCUUUAAUCCCUGGUUGGCAUCUGGACCAAUUGCGAUCCUCCAAGUCAUUCUGCGCCACGAGUCCCUGCCGCCUAUAUGGACCGCGUCCCUCGCCACGGAUGCUUCCCUCAGCCCAAAUUCCACAAACCAACUAUCUGCCCACGUACCCACUUGCACUACCAUGAGCAUCCUUUUCACUCGCCGCACCCCUCUUUUCGCGUUUCUUACUCUAAGCCUCCUCGUCGUCGUCAUCGCCAUGGCAUCCGCACCCACCGCCAGUCCAGUCAACCUUGCGGGCUAUCAAGCGCCGCUUCGUAACGAAAGUCUUCCAGAGGCGAUACCAGAGUGGUACAUCAUCGAAUUACGGCCAGGCCAUACCAUGGAACAGCACUCUGAGGCUGUUGGGACAGAUAUGAACAAAUAUCUGCACGUGAGCCUGGACCGCGUCUGGGUGGACCGUGUCGUCUAUGUUGGCGCGAACGUCGAUGACGAACUACUCGGCCGUGUUCGAAAGGAUCCUGGUGUGAGGGAAGUACGAUGCGAUACUAAGAUCAAAAUGGAAGAGGAGUAG
Messenger RNA from Trematosphaeria pertusa, 615 nucleotides. RefSeq lists its product as uncharacterized. The coding region runs from base 1 to 615 and encodes 204 amino acids. The record is from RefSeq and is a predicted model, not a curated record. The transcript has a single exon. NCBI's taxonomy places the organism in Eukaryota, Fungi, Ascomycota, Dothideomycetes, Pleosporales, Trematosphaeriaceae.